Messenger RNA from Nomascus leucogenys (northern white-cheeked gibbon), 4962 nucleotides. RefSeq names its product sodium voltage-gated channel beta subunit 2 (gene SCN2B). Gene Ontology annotation, biological process: cardiac muscle cell action potential involved in contraction; regulation of sodium ion transmembrane transporter activity; membrane depolarization during cardiac muscle cell action potential. Gene Ontology annotation, molecular function: sodium channel regulator activity. Lineage: Eukaryota; Metazoa; Chordata; Mammalia; Primates; Hylobatidae. Gene Ontology annotation, cellular component: membrane; voltage-gated sodium channel complex. The record is from RefSeq and is a predicted model, not a curated record.
UUUUCUCUCCCCCCAUCUCUCUCUCUCUCUCCUUUACACACUCCCUCUCUCUCUCUUUUUAGCAGCAACAUACAAGCCGGCCAUAUUAGAGAGAUGGAAAUAAAGCUUCCUUAAUGUUGUAUAUGUCUUUGAAGUACAUCCGUGCAUUUUUUUUUAGCAUCCAACCAUUCCUCCCUUGUAGUCCUCGCCCCCUCAAAUCACCCUCUCCCGUAGCCCACCCGACUAACAUCUCAGUCUCUGAAAAUGCACAGAGAUGCCUGGCUACCUCGCCCUGCCUUCAGCCUCACGGGGCUCAGUCUCUUUUUCUCUUUGGUGCCACCAGGACGGAGCAUGGAGGUCACAGUACCUGCCACCCUCAAUGUCCUCAACGGCUCUGACGCCCGCCUGCCCUGCACCUUCAACUCCUGCUACACAGUGAACCACAAACAGUUCUCCCUGAACUGGACUUACCAGGAGUGCAACAACUGCUCCGAGGAGAUGUUCCUCCAGUUCCGCAUGAAGAUCAUUAACCUGAAGCUGGAGCGGUUUCAAGACCGCGUGGAGUUCUCGGGGAACCCCAGCAAGUACGAUGUGUCCGUGAUGCUGAGAAACGUGCAGCCGGAGGAUGAGGGGAUUUACAACUGCUACAUCAUGAACCCCCCUGACCGCCACCGUGGCCACGGCAAGAUCCAUCUGCAGGUCCUCAUGGAAGAGCCCCCUGAGCGGGACUCCACGGUGGCCGUGAUUGUGGGUGCCUCCGUCGGGGGCUUCCUGGCUGUGGUCAUCUUGGUGCUGAUGGUGGUCAAGUGUGUGAGGAGAAAAAAAGAGCAGAAGCUGAGCACAGAUGACCUGAAGACCGAGGAGGAGGGCAAGACGGACGGCGAAGGCAAUCCGGAUGAUGGCGCCAAGUAGUGGGUGGCCGGCCCUGCAGCCUCCCGUGUCCCGUCUCCUCCCCUCUCUGCCCUGUACAGUGACCCUGCCUGCUCGCUCUUGGUGUGCUUCCCGUGACCUAGGACCCCAGGGCCCACCUGGGGCCUCCUGAACCCCCCACUUCGUAUCUCCCACCCUGCACCAAGAGUGACCCACUCUCUUCCAUCCGAGAAACCUGCCAUGCUCUGGGACGCGUGGGCCCUGGGGAGAGGAGAGAAAGGGCUCCCACCUGCCAGUCCCUGGGGGGAGGCAGGAGGCACAUGUGAGGGUCCCCAGAGAGAAGGGAGUGGGUGGGCAGGGGUAGAGGAGGGGGCCGCUGUCCACCUGCCCAGUGCUUGGCCUGGCAGUGGCUUCAGAGAGGACCUGGUGGGGAGGGAGGGCUUUCCUGUGCUGACAGAGCUCCCUCAGGAGGGCCUUGGCCUGGCAUGGCUGUGCUCCUGCCCUGCUCCCAGCCCAGAGCAGCCAUCAGGCUGGAGGUGACGAUGAGUUCCUGAAACUUGGAGGGGCAUGUUAAAGGGAUGACUGUGCAUUCCAGGGCACUGACGGAAAGCCAGGGCUGCAGGCAAAGCUGGACGUGUGCCCUGGCCCAGGAGGCCAUGUUGGGCCCUCGUUUCCAUUGCUAGUGGCCUCCUCGGGGCUCCCGUUGGCUCCUAAUCCCUUGGGACUGUGGAUGAGGCCAGACUGGAAGAGCAGCUCCAGGUAGGGGGCCAUGUUUCCCAGCGGGGACCCACCAACAGAGGCCAGUUUCAAAGUCAGCUGAGGGACUGAGGGCUGGGCUCCAUGGUGAAUGCAGGUUGCUGCAGGCUCUGCCUUCUCCAUGGGGUAACCACCCUCGCCUGGGCAGGGGCAGCCAAGGCUGGGAAAUGAGGAGGCCAUGCGCAGGAUGGGGCAGCUUUCUUUGGGGCUUCAGUGGGAACUCUCCCUGUUGCCCUCGGUGGGGUUUCCACCUGGCUUUUGGCUACAUAGAGGGAAGGGAAAGCCUGAGGCCAGCAUGAGGGGAGGCCUUGGAACCUGAGCCGCCAAUGCCAGCCUUUUCCCAUCUGCGGCCACGCUACUCACUCCUCUCCCAACAACUCCCUUCGUGGGGACAAAAGUGACAAUUGUAGGCCAGGCACGGUGGCUCACGCCUGUAAUCCCAGCACUUUGGGAGGCCGAGGCGGGUCGAUUACCCCCAUCCGUUUAGUAGAAAUGGGAAAAACCCCACCUCCACUAAAAAUACAAAAAUUAGCUGGGCGUGGUGGCAUGUGCCUGUAAUCCCAGCUAAUGGGGAGGCUGAGGCAGGAGAAUCACUUGAGCCCGGGAAGCAGAGGUUGCAGUGAACUGAGAUAGUGCCACUGCAAUUCAGCCUGGGCGACAUAGAGAGACUCCAUCUCAAAAAAAAAAAAAAAAAAAAAGGCAAUUGUGGGGAGCCAAGCAUCACUGCCAUUACACUCACAUUCAAUGGAAAUUGGUUAGGCCUGAGAGAAAGAGCAAGAGGCAGAAACACUGACUCUGAGAACAUGACAUUGGAAGAUCCUCAGAGAUCAGCUAGCCAAGUCACUCACUUAAAAUGGGGAAACUGAGGUUCCAACUGACAGAAACUGAGGGUCCUGCCCUCUUCUCUGGCUCCUCAGUCUCCAGGUUGAAUCAACAGAGCCAUCAUUUUCCCAGUGGGAGGGGCCUCUGUGGCCUGGUCCAUGAUGGGGCGAGUUGGAGGGGUGGGCUCCUCUAGCCCUGACCCUCUCCUAGGAGCCCGGCCCCUCUGGCCUGGACUGAGGAGGAGUGGAGGGAAGCAGGGAGGGAGGGAGCGAGUGUGAAGGGCACAGCUGCUGGCAAAUGCCCCAUUCCCUGCCCCUGCACUUCCCAGCCUUUCCAGGAGCUCAGCCCCACCCCUGCUCAGGGAGUCAGGUGCCCAGUGUAGGGAAUAAGUCUAGAAAAGGGGGUGGAGACAGGACCGUGACAGUCUCAGGGACCAAUCCCUGCCUCUGCCCAUCAGAUUGCCAAUUUGGGGAGAGAGCAAUAUCAUCUGGGACAUUCAGCUUAAUUUGCUUCAAUUCAGCAACCACUUAUUGAGCAUCUAUUAUGUGCCAGGCACUGUGCCGGGCACCGGGGAUAUACACAAAGCCAUAAGCACUGGGGACUGCCAGGUUGGCACUGUAGGGACCAAAAUUAACUUUUUGGUGCAUCUAAUUCCACCUCUGCAAGACACUGCUUCCAAGGCUACAGUAGGGGAAGAUGAAGGGAUUCUAGAAUCUGGGCCCUGGGAAGGGAGAAACAGCAGGGAAGAGGGGCAAUACAACAGGGUCAAGGGUGCAGAGGCCAGGCAGAGUGGGUGCAGAGUGGGGGAUGGGCAACCAGCCUGGUAACACCUGGGUGAGGUGAGUGAGUCAAGCCCAUCUGGAAAUGCUAAACUCAUCAGCUCAGUACCUAACUGCCAAUCAACACACUGCCAAUGGGGGUGAGCUAAGCCGCCAGGAUGCCUGCAGCAGAUGGACGCUGCCCAUCCUCGAGCCAGCCAGCUGGGGGCAGAGAGGUGGGUGGCAGGCACCUCAUGCCAGCUGAGACCAAGAGUGGUUGUAUUUAUUUCUGCAGCUUGCAGAUUUCAUUUUUUUGGUCACCCUUUAAGUGUCCUUCUCUCCCAGGCUGAGUGAGGAGCUGUGCUGAUGUUGCGAACUUAUCUUUUUCCAGGAUCCAUAACAUUUAGGGGAAUUAUUUGCGGGCUUUCCUAGUGUAUUCUGAGAAGUUCUAACUCUCCAUCAAGAAGCCCAAGAUUCCUGGAGUCUUUUUUUCCUCUGCCCUGACCAACUGGGGCCUAGGAAAAGCAAUGUCUCUUCAUGGGCCUCCGGGCCCCGGCAGAUGGGGCUGGGUCAGGAGCCGUCUCUGUCCCAGGUGCUCAGCCCUCAUAUGCAUUUUGUUCUGGAGCCUCUUAGAAUCUCCUCCGGAGGACUCGUAGAGCUGCCUCCCCCAGGAUGGUGAAGUUGGGAGCAAAAUGGGGCUUCUGUAAGUAGAGGUGGAAAACCAGAGAGAUGUUUCCACAGCGGCCAUUUCUCUACCCUGUUUCCUAACUUAAGCUGACAAGUUCUUCCUCUUCCUACUCUGGGGUUCAAGCCCCACUUCUGGCUGCAUGUUCCCACCACCACGCUCUGCUGGUUUCAGUCGGCUGACUUUCUCAACUGCUCCAGCCUCUCCUGCUCUCUCAGAACCUCCCCCUGCCCCCACCCCCCAUCUGUCUCUUCCUCCUAAUUAAGGGCCACUGCAAAGAGAGACGGGCUGGCUAACCCAUGGGAUUUAGCUUAUAAGAACAAAGCACAAUUUUUCAGGACUGAAAUGCCUUGAGGUGCCUUGGAACUGGCUUUGGAAAUAGCUAUCUGCCCCCUAGCUAUGGACUCUUCACAGUUAUUUUCAGUUUAUAAAAAGGAAAAGCUGAUCGGAUCCAUGUUUCUCUCUGCGAGUCUCCUUGGGGAGGUUGGGCUGGUAAAUAUUUGCAAGGUCAGGUUAAGCAGACAGACAAUUGAAAAUACUGGGCAGGUGCAAAAGGAUAGUUCCAGGCCAUAGGAAUGGCUUGGUGCAGUUAACGGGUGAUGAAGCAAGAAAUCUUCCUUCCUACUUAUGUCUUAAGGAUGGACAGCCUGUGUCUCUUGCUGUGCCUCUUGCUGGCGUCUUCCUUUAUUGAAGCUUGCUGAUGCACUGUACAUAGUCUCUCUCUAUAGGUAUAGAUAUAUUAUAUAUACAAAUAUCAAACAUCUCACCACACCCACCCCAAAAGUUACACUGUGUGUGUGUGGGGAGGUGUAAUAACUUCUCAGUGUUUUGAGUUGAUUCACCAAAGGCAAAUUUUGGAAUGUUCUUGCGCUUUGUGCACUUGGAGGGGAAAACCCAACUACAUAUGCACUUUCUCGGUUGUGUGUGCUGUAGAGAGGUUGGAAGGGGUGGUUGGAAGGGGAGAGAAACUGAGAUGGCCCUCUAUGACUCGACUGCUGGGAUGUAUCUGCUUUUGGGAGCAGACUGUUUCUUUUGCAAUUUGUCUUAUUGUUUGGGUCUACUGGUGACAAUAAACUAUCUUCCCUGAAAAUC